AUGAUUCAGUUUUCAGAGGAGACCAAGGAGCGCAUCGGGAAGAUUCUCGACAUCACCCGCGAAGUGGUUCACUAUGGCUAUCUCCCGUUGAUACUAUACCUGGGAUACACGAGAAGCGAACCAAAGCCCGCACUCAUCAGGUACUGUUCUAUAUCCAGCUGA
Messenger RNA from Cladophialophora yegresii CBS 114405, 162 nucleotides. RefSeq lists its product as uncharacterized. The transcript is spliced from 3 exons. The record is from RefSeq and is a predicted model, not a curated record. Gene Ontology annotation, cellular component: mitochondrial outer membrane translocase complex. Gene Ontology annotation, biological process: protein import into mitochondrial matrix. NCBI's taxonomy places the organism in Eukaryota, Fungi, Ascomycota, Eurotiomycetes, Chaetothyriales, Herpotrichiellaceae. The coding region runs from base 1 to 162 and encodes 53 amino acids.